GCAGGACUUUGGCUUCUCCUUUCCUUUGUGUCUGCAGAUUUCUUCAAACAACUCCACCAAACUGAAUAAACCCACCUAGCAACAUGUCCCUUCUCACUCACCUGUUGGCAUGUUUGUUCGGUAUGGGCUCCUGGGUCUCCAUCAACGGUCUGUGGGUGGAGCUGCCUCUGAUUGUCCCCCAGAUCCCAGAGGCUUGGUACCUGCCCUCCUACCUCUCAGUCAUCAUCCAGAUGGCCAACAUCGGGCCUCUCUUCGUCACUCUGAUGCAUCGUUUCCGACCAGGCACCCUGAACGAGAGAGCUGUCAUAUAUGUGAUCAUCGGCCUGGGCACUGUAGCAACUUUCCUGCUGGGAUUCUUCUGGAAAGAGACUGUGGUUGUAGCAGGUGUGGCUCGCAGCGUGCCUCUCCUUGUUUUAACUUUCUUCCUCGCUGCUGUUGACUGCACUUCCUCCGUCACCUUCCUGCCCUUCAUGAUGCGUCUCAAGUCUCAGUAUCUGACCACCUACUACAUCGGGGAGGGUGUGAGUGGCCUGCUGCCGUCUCUUGUGGCUUUGAUCCAAGGUGCAGGGGUCGUCCACUGCAUAAACAGCACACAGUCUGUGAACUACACCCUCAACAUUCCCAACGGUUCUGUGACCUUUGACCUCCAGGCCCAGUAUCAGCCUGCAAACUUCUCGACUGAGGUGUUUUUCUUCUUCCUCAGUGCCAUGAUGCUGGUGUGCCUGGGGGCUUUCCUGCUCCUGAACUACCAUCCAUCUGUGGCCAGGGAGCAGCCAAACAGCAGAUACACCAACGGAGUGAAACAAAAACCAAAAAACAGGGAGUUGGUCGAGCAGAACCCAAUGAUGGAUCCUUACAGACCAGAAAACCAGAAGCCCAGAAGCAGCUUUGGCACCGGCUCUUACAGCUGGAUGGAGGUGUUUUAUAUCUUUGGGAUUCUGGCCUGGGUGAACGCUCUGAGCAACACGGUUCUUCCCUCGGUGCAGUCCUACUCGUGCAUGCCGUACGGGAACAACGCCUACCACCUGUCGGCCAGUUUAGCUGCAUUGUCCAACCCUCUGGCAUGCUUCAUCGCCAUGUUCUUACCAAUCAGAUCCCUGCUGUUCAUCGGAGCCCUCGCAGUGAUUGGCACUGGAGUUGGAGUUUAUAUUAUGAUCAUGGCAGUGCUGAGUCCAUGCCCAGUGCUGGUAAAUGAUACCUCAGGUGGUGUUAUCAUUGUGUUGGCCUGGGUCCUCUUUAUUCUCACCCUGUCCUAUGUGAAGGUGAUUAUUGGGGUGAUCCUCCGUGAUGAAGGCCACAGCGCCCUCGUGUGGUGCGGAGCUGUAGUGCAGCUGGGCUCUCUGCUGGGAGCUGUGACCAUGUUUCCUCUGGUCAGUGUGUACGACUACUUUUCAUCCGGAGACCCGUGCAACACAAAAUGCUCCUGAAGUCACAAAGAAGACACUGGAAACAGACUCAGUAAUGACUCGCAUGUUUGUGAGUGAAAUGAGAAAAAUCUGUUUAUAUAUUUCUGCUUUUGCUGUGAUCCAACGAGUACAUGUAUGCAUGUAUUGAGCCAGAUAAGUAUGAUGUUCAUUUAUGUAAUUUGAACAGUUUUAGAUCAACAUGGGACAGGUCAACAGUGCUAGUUAGUCUGAGUUAGUCUGAAUCCCAGAAUCUUAUUUCAGUUAGUUCGGCUGAUCUUCUGUCUGAUAACAGCUUUGGGAUUUUCACAUGUUCUGGAGCAUGAGCAGUGCGCUAUAAAUUAUGUUUAAAAGUGGGGAUAAUAACAAACUUUGAGCCAUAUUAAAUGGGGCAACUUAGCCACAAGCACCCAGAAGUGCGUACGGGCGUUCUGCAGGUGAUCCAUGCACUAAUUUAAAUAAUAACCAUUAUUUUGCUGACUGCCGUGCAAAUUAGCAACCAAAAGCCAGUAGACCUGAUGUGGGAGCAACUUAUCUGCGAACCAUCUGGGUGAACUCUUCUGCUACAAACUGCUGGGCCUGUGUGGUCCUGGCCGUGUGGACUGUAACAGCUGAUCUGAAUGCUGUGUAGAUACAUCAUGCAGAUGAUGUAUGAUCAGGUACUUAUUAAAGUCACUAUGAGAUACCGUAACCCACAGACAAUCUAUCACACUGACACAGCUCUAUUAUCAGCAGCAUUUCGAGAGACAUUUCAAUUUUGCAUGUGAGCGGUGUGAUACGAAAAAGAAGUCAAAUAAAAUGUGUGGGAAGUGCUGAAAGAAGAAACACAGAGAAUUUCUUAUUGUACACCGAUUUUUUGUAGGUCAAAACCAAAAACACUGCAAAUCCACUGGCUGGCUGUAAAAGCCAACUUAGCUGUCUCUGAAACAAAAUGCAUCUAUUGCAGGUGUUUGGGAUCCUCCUGUUUAAACCAUUCAGUCAUGCCAGUUAUAAACACCUUUUAACAAUGAAGGAGGGUUUUUUUUGCAGGAGCAGAGCACCAAUAGAACUGCUCCUGUGUAAUUAAAGGAGUAAAGUUAGUCCCAAAGAAAUGGAACUACAUUUACUGUUUCAGUUUGUGGUUUUAGUGUAGUGACUACUGUAAUGAUUAAGCAAUGUAACAUUUUAUUGGGUUUUAAUAAGAUGUUUUAAUCAUGCCGUGUACAUUAUUACAUAAAUAACAUAAUUAUUACAUUAAA
Molecule: messenger RNA, 2641 nt
Organism: Haplochromis burtoni (Burton's mouthbrooder)
Lineage: Eukaryota; Metazoa; Chordata; Actinopteri; Cichliformes; Cichlidae
Gene: slc52a3-2a
Product: riboflavin transporter 2
Exons: 4
Coding region: 84-1427 (447 amino acids)
Biological process (GO): riboflavin transport
Cellular component (GO): plasma membrane
Molecular function (GO): riboflavin transmembrane transporter activity
Source: RefSeq, a predicted model, not a curated record